GCCAAACUCUCGGAGCGAAGCGGGGCCCUCCCUCUCCCCGCCAUCUCCGCCAAUGCAAACGAGACAGAGGCGGGCCCAGUGGCGGAAGGAGCAUGGCGUGGAGGCAGCUGAAAAAGCGGGCCCAGGAUGCCCUGGUCAUCCUGGGGGGCGGAGGACUUCUCUUUGCCUCCUACCUGACAGCCACGGGUGAUGAGUAUUUCUAUGCUGAACACUUGAUGCCGACUCUGCAGGGGCUGCUGGACCCUGAGUCAGCCCACAGGCUGGCUGUUCGUGUCACCUCCCUGGGGCUUCUUCCUCGUGCCACAUUUCAAGACUCUGACAUGCUGGAAGUGAGAGUCCUGGGCCAUAAGUUCCGAAAUCCAGUAGGAAUUGCUGCAGGAUUUGACAAGCAUGGGGAGGCUGUGGAUGGACUUUACAAGAUGGGCUUUGGUUUUGUUGAGAUAGGCAGUGUUACCCCAAAACCUCAGGAAGGAAACCCCAAACCCAGAGUCUUCCGCCUCCCUGAGGACCAAGCUGUCAUUAACAGAUACGGAUUUAAUAGUCACGGGUUCUCAGUGGUGGAACAAAGGUUACGGGCCAGACAGCAGACACAGGCCAGGCUCACAGAAGAUGGGCUGCCGCUGGGGAUAAACCUGGGGAAGAAUAAGACCUCGGCGGACGCUGCCUCGGACUAUGCAGAGGGGGUUCGAGUCCUGGGCCCCUUGGCUGACUACCUGGUAGUGAAUGUGUCCAGUCCCAACACCGCUGGGCUGCGGAGCCUUCAGGGAAAGGCUGAGCUGCGCCACCUGCUGACCAAGGUGCGGCAGGAGAGGGACGCCCUGAAGAGCGCGCACAAGCCGGCCUUGCUGGUGAAGAUCGCGCCCGACCUCACGGCCCAGGACAAGGAGGAUAUCGCUAGUGUGGUGAGAGAGUUGUGUAUCGAUGGACUGAUUGUCACGAACACCACAGUAAGUCGCCCUGCCGGCCUCCAGGGUGCCCUGCGCUCUGAAACAGGAGGGCUGAGCGGGAAGCCCCUCCGGGAUUUAUCAACACAAACCAUCCGGGAGAUGUAUGCACUCACCCAAGGCAGAGUCCCCAUCAUCGGAGUUGGUGGGGUCAGCAGCGGGCAAGAUGCACUGGAGAAGAUUCGGGCGGGGGCCUCCCUGGUGCAGCUGUACACGGCCCUCACCUACCGGGGGCCACCCGUGGUGGGCAGAGUCAAACGAGAGCUGGAGGCCCUUUUGAGGGAGCAGGGUUUUACCAGAGUCACAGAUGCCAUUGGAGCAGAUCAUCGGAGGUGAGGACAUUAUCCGUGGCAAGUGUGAUCCGGAAACUUCCCACUAACUCAGGCGAGCCUUUGUGGCUGGAUCAAAAGAGGAGGGACUCUGUUUCAAGCCACACCCCCAAACUCCAAGAGCCCUUUCUCUGAGGCCAGGCUGGGCUGUAAAAGCCAAUUGUGAGGGUCUCCAAAUCAACACAAGGCUUUCUUCAAUCACCAGUCAAGCCAUGAACUGCAUUUAGGGCUUUUUCCAGACAUAAAUCCUACGACCCUUUAAUAUUGCAAGGACAUUAGAUAUUUGGCGGGGGUAGGAGGGGGUAAUAAAGCCAUUUCAAACCUGGAUUUAAGUCUCAGCCCUUUCUGGAGGGCCUCUGCUACUCGGGUUCUGAGGCGGGCUUCCCAGGAGCUUGACUCUCUUUCAUUCUAUCUUUAUUUUUUUUAAAUUUUAACUUUAUUUUGAAACUAUUUCAACAGAAACAAAAGCUGUAAGAAAAGGGCUGUGGAUGGCUAUCCUCUCCCAGUGUCUUCAUACCAUCUUCCUCUGAGUGUCUGUGUCCUGAUCUCUUAUAAGGACAUCAGUCAUUUUGGAUUAGGGCCCACCCCAGUGACCUCAUUUUAACUUGAUUACCUCUGUAAACACCCUGUCUCCAAAUAAGGUCACACUGUGAGGUACUGGGGGAUUUCAACAUAUCCAGUUUUGGGGAGAUAUAAUUUAACCCAUCACAAGGAAUGUGCUUGCUGACUCCCUGCUUUCAUGUCUGUGACCUGAGGUGCCCUUACGCAGACAGAUUCUCAAGGUGCUUGAAGAUACUAGACAAGAGGCCAAAGAGGUAUAGUCAUUAGCUAACGAAAUAGAGAAAUGCUAAUCUUUUCAAUACCGAAAAGCAAAUGGUGAAGAGAAACCCUGUCUGGGAAGAGCUGUUGAUGUCAACAGAAAAAUCACCUUCGUUCCCAUCGCCGUAGUACAGGUUGUAUUUUAAAGUGAUUUCUCGGUACCUCUGUGGAGAUACUGAGAAAUAUAUGUGCAAUAACGAUAACGAGUCCUGUUGCCUCAUCUUUUCAUCUCGGCCCAGCGUGGCCCUUCCUCCGUCCACUCAGUCUCUGCCAAGAAACCAGCGGCCAGGCUCCUGUUGUUUUUUUUCAAAGAUCUUUUUCCUGGUUUUUAUCUCACAAUGAAAAUAAUGCCUACUCAUAUAUAAAUUUAAACAAUACAGCCUCCAAAUAAAAGCUGUCUACCUCUGUACCCCUCAAUCCUACUUCCCAGAGCUAAUUGGUUAAUUUUUAUAUCUAUCUAGAUUUUUCCAGACAUUUUUCUUUGUAUCUAUGAACAUGUAUAUCCAUAGCUAUCUUUUUCAUCUAUCUGCAUAUUCAUAUAGAAUUGUUUCAAGGACAGUACAAAGAACUAUUAUUCAAUACUCAGUCAUAUGAGAGUAAAUUGCUGAUCUGAUGCCCUAUCAUCUGAA
This is a messenger RNA of Pteropus alecto (black flying fox), 2721 nucleotides long. It is a transcript of the gene DHODH, whose product is annotated as dihydroorotate dehydrogenase (quinone). The transcript is spliced from 9 exons. The record is from RefSeq and is a predicted model, not a curated record. Gene Ontology annotation, cellular component: mitochondrial inner membrane; cytoplasm. Gene Ontology annotation, biological process: 'de novo' pyrimidine nucleobase biosynthetic process; pyrimidine ribonucleotide biosynthetic process. Bases 93 to 1280 code for a protein of 395 amino acids. Lineage: Eukaryota; Metazoa; Chordata; Mammalia; Chiroptera; Pteropodidae. Gene Ontology annotation, molecular function: dihydroorotate dehydrogenase activity.